Molecule: messenger RNA, 1119 nt
Organism: Dermacentor silvarum
Lineage: Eukaryota; Metazoa; Arthropoda; Arachnida; Ixodida; Ixodidae
Product: mucin-5AC-like
Exons: 5
Coding region: 1-1119 (372 amino acids)
Source: RefSeq, a predicted model, not a curated record
AUGCCGACCACUCGUGGAUCAGGCGUUACACCCUGGGUAACAGCAGGUGUGGCCUUUAGAACCCGUUCCACUUCCACAACGGAGGCGCCUGGCAGCACCCGCUUUCAACGCACUACAGAGGGAGACUUCACCAAGCAGAAACAUCGAACCACUCGCGAAUCAGGCAGCACAUCAUCAGCAACAACAGGUGUGCCCUUCAGGACCCGUGACACUUCCACACCGGAGGCACCUAGCAGCGCGCGCUAUCCAGGAACCACAGAGGGAGACUUCACCACGCAGAAAUUUCAAACCAAUCAUGGGUCAGGCAGCACACCCUUGGUAACAACAGAUGUGCCUUUCAGGACUCGUGACACUUCAUCAACAGCGGUGCCUAGCAGCACCCGCUUUCAACGCACAACAGAGGAAGAUUUCACGACGAUGAAGUCUCGAACCACUCAGGAAUCAGGCACCUCACACUUGUGGACAACAGGUGUGCCCUUCAGGACCCGUGACACUUCCACACCGGAGGCACCUAGCAGCACGCGCUAUCCAGGAACCACAGAGGGAGACUUCACCACGCAGAAAUUUCAAACCAAUCAUGGGUCAGGUAGCACACCCUCGGUAACAACAGAUGUGCCUUUCCGGACAUCACCAACAGCGGUGCCUAGCAGCACCCGCUUUCAACGCACAACAGAGGGAGAUUUCACCACGCUUAAGUCUCGAGCCACUCAGGAAUCAGGCAGCUCACACUCGUGGACAACAGGUGUGCCCUUCAGGACACGUGACACUUCCACACCGGAGGCACCUAGCAGCACGCGCUAUCCAGGAACCACAGAGGGAGACUUCACCACGCAGAAAUUUCAAACCAAUCAUGGGUCAGGCAGCACACCCUUGGUAACAACAGAUGUGCCUUUCCGGACCCGUGACACUUCAUCAACAGCGGUGCCUAGCAGCACCCGCUUUCAACGCACAACAGAGGGAGAUUUCACCACGCUGAAAUCUCCAACCACUCAGGAAUCAGGCAGCACACACUCGUGGACAACAGGUGUGCCCUUCAGAACCCGUGACACUUCCACAAUGAAGGCAUCUAGCAGCACGAACUAUGGUGGCACAACGGAUGGACACUUCUCAACGCAGUGA